AUGAGAGGAGCAGCUAUGAGUCUAACUGCAGCAGCGAGUGGAUUAGUUGUCUUCCUGCUCUCUGUGUCAGUGGUUCAGGGUCAGGAUGGCUGGGGAGUGGCUUACUCUUCUACUGAGAUCUGUGCAGUGAAAGGAUCAACAGUGGAGAUAAGAUGCAGCUACACAUACCCAUCUCCAUGGAGAGGUCGUGUUAACACAGUGGAGAAAACAUUCUGGUUCACUAAAAAGAAAGAUGGUGAACGUGUAGAUCUGACCACAGUCUCAGAGUAUGCAGGUCGUGUAGAGGAUCUCUGUGAAAAGAACAUCUGCACUCUGAGAAUCAGAAACCUGACAGAGAGCGACUCAGCUGAGUACAUGUUCAGAUGCUCCAAAGCCUCCCUCUGUGUCACUAACUACACCUGGUACAAGGAGGAUGAAAACUCUCCAAAAGCUUCAGGACAGAUCUUCACCAUCACUGACUUCAGAGCUGAACACAGUGGGAGUUAUUCCUGUGGAGCCCAGAACAAGUUAGGACGUAGCAACUCCACCUUACAUCUGAUUGUUGUGGCAGGAUCAUGGAAGCAACUACCUUUUGUAUCAAUCCCUGUAGUUCUCCUGGCUGUCAUUUCUCUCUCUGUCUUCCUGUGGAUCAGAAGAAAGAGGGCUUCCAGAGACUCGUCUGAGCCCGAAGAGAGACCGGACAACAGGGAAGAGUGUGUACCUGAUCAGCCGGAGCAGCAGGAUGACCUUCAGUAUGCCAGCGUUCACUUCUCCAACAACCGGGCAGACCCUCUUUACUCCAACAUGAGAGCAGCUCAGCCCCUCAGACACACGGAGCAACAGGAAGUCUCAGAGUACGCUGCCGUCAAGUUCAGCAGUGCUGCCCCGAGGGCUAGAGGUCAGGACUCUGAAGAGGAUCCCGCUGCAUUGUACAGCACGGUCAACAAAUCCAGAUAAACACAGCAGGCGUUGCAUUUGAAGGAUGAUACUUCAGUUUUUAUUACAAUCACAUUUCUAUGUACACAGGGUAAUGUGGAUUUAUUAAAUACAUGUCUCAGGGUGGAGCUCUCCAAGAAUGAGGCGAUGAGUUUUCAGCCUAGUUUUUAUUAAUCUGAAUGGCUCAAAUGUAAAGAUUUUGUUAAGUAUUUCACAGCUUAAUGUACUGAAUUGUUAAUAUUUCUUGUGUAACAUGAUUUUUGCCACAAAAAAAUUACAAAAUGUAGAGAUGUUGCAACAAGGGAUCUGAUCCCUAACUGCUGGCUUGAUGGAAAAUGUAGAUAUUACUAAAGAGUUAUAAUUUACUGAUAACAAACCAUUUCCAUUGUUUUGUAAGUACAUUUAUCAACUUUAUUUUAUAUGUUCUUCUUCUUGUCUAGACUGAAAUAUCAUCAACUACUUGUUUGUGUUAUUUUGUAUCCAUUCCAAAAUACAUGUUGUUUUUGAAAAGCCCAUUGGGAUAUCAGAGAGGAACAUGUGUUGCUGAUGUAGUUGCAGUUUCAUUCUGCUGCCACUAGGUGUCAGUAAAGAGCCGUAUUUCACUGAUGGAAAACCAUUACCAGCCUGUAAAGCACAUUUAUCUUUGGUGUGUGUACGGCCUUAAUGUUCACACAUUCUUAUUCUGACAUCUUUUUAUAUAAAUAUAAAAGUUCCAUUAUCACCAAUUAAAAUAGUUAAUUUCUUUGUUACUCUUUAAGUUCAUAACCAUCACAACUUGUUGCAUUUAUCUCUUUUGCUUUGUUGUUACACCUGUUAUUCUGACCCUAGUCUUUUGCUCUGUACUUCAUGUGUUUACCUUUCUCUCGUUCUGUUCUGUUCUGGUUUGAGUUCAUCAAUAAAGGUUGAAAUGUU
Trematomus bernacchii (emerald rockcod) is the source of this 1827-nucleotide messenger RNA. RefSeq lists its product as uncharacterized. NCBI's taxonomy places the organism in Eukaryota, Metazoa, Chordata, Actinopteri, Perciformes, Nototheniidae. The record is from RefSeq and is a predicted model, not a curated record. Bases 1 to 936 code for a protein of 311 amino acids. The transcript is spliced from 8 exons.